AUGCUGGGUAAUUCAAUCCCCGAGAAUCUCAACACGGCUACUUUUCUAUAUGCUGGGAUCGCAUGUCUCGUCAUAGUCCUCUGUUUGAGACCCAUCUUAUACUUUUCCUCCUCGCCCAUAAAGGGCGUCCCGGGGCCCUUUCUGGCGAAGUAUACGCGAUUAUGGGAGCUUCUGUCAGUCGUAGAAGGCAAUUUUCAUCAAAAGGCAAUAGACUUACACAAAAAAUAUGGGCCUGUUGUGAGAAUCUCGCCAAAUAAGUACGAUUUUGACUCCGUUGAAGCUGUAAAAAUCAUUUACUCUUUGACCAAAACGUUCCCGAAAUCGGCAUAUUAUGAAGCUUUCGCAGAUCCACACCGUAAGACUCUUUUCAAUUGCAGAGAUGUGGGAGAGCACAGCAAGUCACGACGCUCGAUGGCUUCUCUGUACACCAUGACGACGAUGCGAUCAUAUGAAUUUGCAGUCGAUAACCAGACGGCAGUGCUUCAAGAAAAGAUGAUGCAACUUGCUCGGGACAAGAAAAAGGUUUCUUUACCACAGUUGCUACAGCUCUAUGCCUUUGAUGUCAUUGGCGAGAUUACGUUUGGAAAAUCGUUCUCCUUGUUACACAAUGAAUCCAGCUCGCCGUACUUCUAUCUGAUAGAUAUGCUCGACAAGACCUUUUGGUUAUCUGCGAAGCUUGGUAUCUUACCCGAACUUUGGCCAUCCCUCCUAAAGAUACUUCAAAUGACCAAUGCAACAUCACCGGUUGCGUUGAAUAACAUCGCUAUCGAGCAAUUGGACAAAUUCCGAAGGCAGGAAAAUGAGGAAAGCUGGAAUGAGCAUGCCGAGCCGUUCAUUGCGAAAGUGAUCAAGCUUGAAAAAGAAGGGAAGAUGACGAACUGGGAUGCUGUGAGUGUCUGUGCCAACAACAUCGUUGCUGGAUCAGAUACGACAGCCAUAACUCUCAACUCGGCCUUAUAUCACAUAUACACCAACGAGCAAGUUUUGACACGUCUGCGGCAGGAAUUGAACAUCCUUGAAGGCGAAGGGAAAAUAUCUAAUCCAAUUACUUUUCAAGAAGCACAAAGUAUUCCAUACCUUCAAGCGAUUGUGAAAGAGGCGAUGCGUGUCCAUCCAGCAGUUGGAGUUCCGUUAGCUCGCACAGUGCCCGAAGGAGGGCAACUUAUUAACGGCAUAUUCUUCCCAGAAGGCACAGAGGUCGGGGUCAAUGCCUGGGCUCUAAACUAUAAUAAAGAUGUCUACGGUCCUGAUGCAGAUCAGUUCAACCCAGACCGAUGGCUCAUAUCGAAUCCCAAGGUCGAAAUGAACAGCACUAUUAGUCUUUUUGCUUUUGGGGCCGGAUCACGGACGUGUAUAGGGAAAAACAUCAGCUUGUUGGAGAUGUAUAAAGUCCUACCUCAAAUUGUCCGUAAUUUUGAUAUACACAUUGAUGUGAGCGCCAGACCAUGGAAGCUUGCGUGCAGUUGGUUCGUGAAGCAGACUUAUCUGGCGUCACUGACUCCUCGACAGAGGGUUUGA
Talaromyces amestolkiae is the source of this 1518-nucleotide messenger RNA. RefSeq lists its product as uncharacterized. The record is from RefSeq and is a predicted model, not a curated record. Gene Ontology annotation, molecular function: heme binding; iron ion binding; oxidoreductase activity, acting on paired donors, with incorporation or reduction of molecular oxygen. The transcript is spliced from 5 exons. Lineage: Eukaryota; Fungi; Ascomycota; Eurotiomycetes; Eurotiales; Trichocomaceae. The coding region runs from base 1 to 1518 and encodes 505 amino acids.